Molecule: messenger RNA, 3420 nt
Organism: Heterostelium album PN500
Lineage: Eukaryota; Evosea; Eumycetozoa; Acytosteliales; Acytosteliaceae
Gene: pldA
Product: phospholipase D1
Exons: 2
Coding region: 1-3420 (1139 amino acids)
Biological process (GO): cell motility
Molecular function (GO): catalytic activity
Source: RefSeq, a predicted model, not a curated record
AUGUCUGAAUCUAAUAAUGCAUCUCAGCAACAACCACAACAACAGCAACAGCAACCAGAGAUAUUUCAACAAAUAACAAAUUUCUUUGAUUCUCUUUCGACUUCUUUUCAAAAUUUAUCACAACCUGCUCAACAACAACAACCUACAACUCAACAACAACAACAGAAUCAACAACAACAACCAGUUUCAAUAAAGAAUAUACCAUCGAAUCAAUCGACAAGUUCAAGUGACUUGAAAAAACAACUGUUAUCUCGUGAGAUUGAAUCGAGUUCCACCAGUUCAAAGUCACCGAAAUCACCGAAAUCAAUCUCACCCACCAGCAGUCAGAAUCAAUUUCCAGCGUUCUAUCAGCACAGUCAGAAGACACUGAAGGAACUCGAUGAGCGUCGACUACUACUGAUCGAACAUCUCAAGUCGGUGCGGUUCAACCUGGCCACACAAGCCGAAGAUGAUCCCAUCAGUUACAUAAAGAUUCGCAUGGAGCUAACCAAGCGAAAGACAUCACUCGAACAGGAACUGCGCUCACUCGACGAGGUUCUCUCGACCAAGUCGCUGAGCGACCUCGAAUCGACAUCGUCGUCAUCGACCACCAUGGAUGGAAUAACCAAUUUCUUGGGUUCUCUAAUCAGUCCAACAUCGUCAAACUCAUUGAAUCAAGCUAAUCACUAUCAUCAUCAUCAUCAUCACAUUGGCGGUGGUGGUCAUCAUCACAGUCAUCAUCAUCAUAAUCAUCAUCAUGGACAACAGGUAUCUCUUAGUCCACCCGAUAACUAUAGCUACAAUCAAUACAGUCAGUUGAAUCACGAUUCAUCACUGGGUGUUGCACAUCACGCAUUGCCCAACUCCAUCAUUCCCACCGGAACACCCAUUGACAAUCCCGACCCGAAUCAACCAAGAUUCCCACAGCGUGACAAUAUCAACGUGAAGAUCUACGUGGAUUGCGACGAUUACUUUGCAGCGAGUGCACUAGCAAUUGAGAAUGCAACACGUGAAGUAUUUAUCACUGCAUGGUUCCUUUCGCCAGAGGUAUUCCUCAUUCGUUAUCCUUCGCUCGAUCCCAAAUACCGUAUGGACAACCUGCUCUGUCGUAAAGCCAAACAGGGUGUAAAGAUAUUCAUCAUUCUCUGGGAUGAAACAAAGAUUGCAACGUUCAAGGGUAGCAAGCGAUGUAAAGAGAAACUAGAAGAAUUACAUCAUAACAUCAAAGUUAUAAAGCAUCCACCAUUUACACCAAUCUAUUGGUCACAUCAUCAGAAAACAUUAAUAGUGGAUCAGGAAAUUGCAUUUGUAGGUGGUGUAGAUUUUUGUUUUGGAAGAUACGAUACUUGGAGUCACAAUUUGAUUGAUGUUCAUGCCACACUGUGGCCUGGAAAAGAUUAUUACAAUCCGGUGCUUGGUGAUAUGGGUGAUAUUCUGUCUCCACACGACGACUCGAUCGACAGGAAGAAAGUUCCAAGAAUGCCGUGGCACGACGUCAUGAUUGGUGUCAAUGGGUUGGCAGCGCGUGACGUUGCACUCAAUUUCAUAUUGCGUUGGAAUCAUCAUAAAGACGACUACUAUCCACAGCUCUACUUUAAUACGACACCGAUGACACCGAUUGGAACCAGUCAAUGCCAACUGUUGCGUUCGAUGGACGAGUGGAGUGGAGGUGGACGAAACGAGCGGUCGAUCCACACCGCCUACAUCCAGGCGAUCGAAGACGCCGACCACUACAUCUACAUUGAGAAUCAAAACUUUGUAUCGACUCAUGCGCCAGGCGUAUGGAACCAGAUCUCCGCUGAGAUUGUCAAGAGAAUUCGUCGUGCCAUUCGAAAGCGUGAGGUUUUCCGUGUGGUCAUACUGUUGCCGGCACAGCAAGACGGUCGCUUCCAAGAGGAAACACACAUUCGUGGACUGAUGCACUGGCAAUUCCUGACGUUGAAUCGCACAGAGAAUUCAAUGGUACGACAACUGAAGCGUGAGUUCCCCAACGAAGAUCUCUCAGAGUACAUUGGAUUCUACUCGCUGAGAACACACGCCUGUCUCGAGGGUGUCUACGUUUCCGAGCAGAUCUACGUGCACUCCAAGCUGAUGAUUAUCGACGAUCGCGUUGUAAUCGUUGGCUCAGCAAACAUCAACGAUCGGUCGUUCAUUGGUGAGCGUGACUCUGAGCUUGCAUUCAUUGUGCGCGAUGAGAACGACCGUAUCAAGACGCGAAUGAACGGCAAAGAGUAUUGGGCAUCGCGAUUCGCUUACAAUCUUCGUUUGCGUCUGUGGAAAGAACAUAUUGGACUGCUUCCAGACAUUGACCAUCCUCCAUUAGUACAGAAUAGCAAUAGUUUAUCGGCAUCACUUUCAUUCUCUGGAAAUGGAAUCAACAGCGGCAACAACAACAGCAAUAAUACAUCUAACAACAAUACUAGCAACAGCAACAAUAGCUCAACAAACAACUUUAUGAAUGAUAUUAAUAGACAACCACCACUCACUAUAUCAUCACAAUAUAGAAUACCGAAGCAAUCACAUCACAGAUCAUCUUCGUACCAAGGCACCAAGUCAUUCGCAUCGUCACUGACCUCGUCGACUUCAUCGACAUCGAUUGCCCAACAAAAACUUUCAGGACCAACAACACCCAACGACUCUCCUCAAGAUUCUCCACGUGGCAGUAGCAGUACUAUUACAACCAGUACUACUGUUGACAUAAACUCUAUCACAAAGUCGAUUUCCGUCGAUAAUAUCUCGGUGUCAACCUCCAGCCUACCACCAACUUCCAACACGACAACAGCCACAACCACAACACCAUCGAACAACAACAUUCUCACACCGGAGCAUCUCAUAAUAGAAGAUUACAACACUCCACUCGAUAUGUCAACAACAAACAUCAAAUCAAACAACAACAACAACAACAACAACAACAUUGUAAAUACUAAUAAUACUACAACAACUACAAAUAACACUCCGACUACAACUAGUACACUAUCUACAUCCAGUAACAACACUACUUCUACUACAACAACUACAACAACUAUCAACAAUAACAACAUAAACAGCGGUGAUUCAAGUAAAGUAUUUGUUGUUUCAGAAAUAGAUUCACCGAAACUGAAACCAAUAUCGGUUAGCAGUCUUCACAGUGAGGGAAUAGAGGAGAGUAUCAUUGGCGGUAUCGAUCUUACCGACCCUGUCGACAGUACAUUCUACCUAGGUGUCUGGAUUGCUACUGCAGCGUCAAACACUCGUAUCUACGACACAGUGUUCCCAGCGAUCGCAAAGAACUCCAUUAGAACAAUCGAAGAGUUCAAUCAGAAUCUAAAGAAACCGGUAUCCAACGCAGACUGCCGAUUACUCUCAGAGGUCAGAGGUAAUCUCAUUUAUCAUCCACUCGAUUUCCUUGCUGACGAAGAUAUCCAACCUACUUUUCUAUUUACCGAUGAUUUAUUCCAAUAA